CACUUGCAUCUGCAUGAAAUGAUUCAUAGAGAUGAAAAACCUCAUCAAUGCGAUUUAUGUGAAAGAUCAUUUACUCAAAAAGGGAAUCUAAAAAGACAUUUCGAGGCGAAGCAUUGCAUUAAUAAAGAUUACAAGUGUAACGUGUGUGAGAAAGUUUUCGAAAAUAAGUGGAGUUUGAAUAUUCAUACAGCCACGGAACACUUUCACGACAUUGCAUAAAUAUGACCGAUGUUUAUCUACAUUUACUCAUCGUAACCACUUAAGAUUUGAUGUACGCACUGGCUAUUAUAUUUAUGUAUGACUAUUACUCAUGUACUAUUAUAAAUCGACAAACAAGAACUAUA
This is a messenger RNA of Trachymyrmex cornetzi, 344 nucleotides long. RefSeq names its product protein krueppel. Gene Ontology annotation, cellular component: nucleus. Gene Ontology annotation, biological process: regulation of transcription by RNA polymerase II. The transcript is spliced from 2 exons. The record is from RefSeq and is a predicted model, not a curated record. Gene Ontology annotation, molecular function: DNA-binding transcription factor activity, RNA polymerase II-specific. The coding region runs from base 19 to 219 and encodes 66 amino acids. NCBI's taxonomy places the organism in Eukaryota, Metazoa, Arthropoda, Insecta, Hymenoptera, Formicidae.